AUGAAGAGGAAAACCCUAAUGAAUCAGAUAAGCUUUAUGGUGGACAACAGCGACCUCGGCCGUCAAAUGCCGAGCCAUCGAUCGCUGCGGCGUACAUCGUUGUUGUUCCGACACGCGAUCAACCCUAUCAGUUUCGGAUUAGCGGCAGCGGCAGCAGCUGGUGUUCGAGCAGGUUAUCCCACUGUGCUACCCGCACACUACGGACUGUCCCCCGGGUACGUGUACGGCGCGCCAGGCUACGUGGGCGGCGUAGGCGGUGUGGGCGGCGUGGGUAGCGGGGCGGGACUGAUGCAGCUGCCGCAGCUCCAGCACGCCGCGGCAGUGGCGGCUGCCAAUCACUUGUACGAGUAUCAAGCAGCCGCGCAAGGCGCCUACCAGCAUCAGUAUGCUGCCAUGGACCCCUACGCCACCGCAGCCGCAGCGGCAGCGGCAGCUAGCGGUGCAGGGUAUAUGUCUCCGUACUACACUCUGCAGGGUGGGAGUGUCCAAGCACCCCUUCUGCCCCCCCUGUCCUAUCCUCCUCAGCUUCAGGAGGCACGAAUGCAGUGA
This is a messenger RNA of Pieris macdunnoughi, 549 nucleotides long. The record is from the annotation of a GenBank genome assembly. NCBI's taxonomy places the organism in Eukaryota, Metazoa, Arthropoda, Insecta, Lepidoptera, Pieridae.